Molecule: messenger RNA, 983 nt
Organism: Ochotona princeps (American pika)
Lineage: Eukaryota; Metazoa; Chordata; Mammalia; Lagomorpha; Ochotonidae
Gene: SRPRB
Product: SRP receptor subunit beta
Exons: 7
Coding region: 45-860 (271 amino acids)
Biological process (GO): protein targeting to ER
Cellular component (GO): signal recognition particle receptor complex
Source: RefSeq, a predicted model, not a curated record
CCACGUCACUAGUGCGGCAGCAGGCGCCACGCGCGGCUUCCAUCAUGGCGUCCGCGGACUCCCGACUGCUCGGGGACGGGGCAGCUGUCCGGGGCGCUUUCCAGCCCUACCUAGACUCCCUGCGGCAGGAGCUGCAGCAGAGGGACCCAACGCUGCUGUCAGUGGUGGUGGCGGUUCUCGCGGUGUUGCUGACGCUGGUGCUGUGGAAGCUCAUCCGCAGCCGAAGGAGCAGUCAGCGAGCGGUGCUGCUGGUCGGCCUCUGUGACUCCGGGAAAACCUUGCUGUUCGUCAGGUUGUUAACAGGCCAGUACAGAGACACUCAAACGUCCAUCACAGACAGCUCGGCCACGUACAGAGUCAACAACAACAGGGGCAGCAGCCUGAUCCUGACUGACCUCCCCGGCCAUGAGAGCCUGCGGCUUCAGUUCUUGGAGCGCUUUAAGACCUCCGCCAGGGCUGUUGUGUUUGUCGUGGACAGUGCAGCGUUCCAGCGGGAGGUGAAGGAUGUGGCUGAGUUUCUGUACCAAGUCUUACUGGACAGCGUGAGUCUGAAGAACGCACCCUCAUUCCUGAUAGCCUGCAACAAGCAAGAUAUUGCGAUGGCAAAAUCAGCAAAGCUAAUUCAACAGCAGCUGGAGAAAGAACUCAACACCUUGCGAGUCACCCGGUCUGCCGCGCCCAGCACCCUGGACAGCUCCAGCACUGCCCCUGCUCAGUUGGGAAAGAAAGGCAAAGAAUUUGAAUUCUCCCAGCUGCCCCUCAAAGUGGAGUUCCUGGAGUGCAGUGCCAAGGGUGGGAGAGGGGACACCGACUCUGCGGACAUCCAGGACUUGGAGAAGUGGCUUGCUAAAAUCGCCUGAGGGGCAGCCCUGGAGCACAGGAGCCGGUCGGGGAAAGGGCAGCGAUGGUCCGGAGUUGCUGAGGAGGAGGUACACAAUGUGUGCUCUGGAAACAAGGUACUUUUGAAACCAACUGGGAACUUG